AUGGGUUCAUGGGAGGAGUAUGAUCCUGAUGGAAUGAGUGAUGCUGAAUCAGGGAGUGAGCUGGCAGCAGCAGACUCCCAGGGGCUGCAACAAUUCCCCUACACCCCGUCUCCUUCCGAGCAUGGGCGGCGCGCCGGGCCGGUGCCCACGGCCAUCAUUGGGGGCGUGGCGGGGAGCGUCCUGCUGGUGCUGAUUGUGGUCGGCGGGAUCGUGGUAGCCCUGCGCCGGCGCCGGCACACCUUCAAGGGUGACUACAGCACCAAGAAGCACGUGUAUGGCAAUGGCUACAGCAAGGCGGGCAUCCCCCAGCACCACCCGCCCAUGGCACAGAACCUGCAAUACCCGGAUGACUCGGACGAUGAGAAGAAGGCCGGCCCGCUGGGCGGGAGCAGCUACGAGGAGGAAGAAGAGGAGGAGGGUGGUGGUGGAGGGGGCGAGCGCAAGAUGGGCGGCCCCCACCCCAAGUAUGAUGAGGACGCCAAGCGGCCCUACUUCACCGUGGAUGAGGCCGAGGCCCGGCAGGACGGCUAUGGGGACCGGACUCUGGGCUACCAGUAUGACCCUGAGCAGCUGGACUUGGCUGAGAACAUGGUUUCUCAGAACGACGGGUCUUUCAUUUCCAAGAAGGAGUGGUACGUGUAGCCCCCUUCCGGAGCCUCUGUCUGUGCCCACUU
Castor canadensis (American beaver) is the source of this 674-nucleotide messenger RNA. Lineage: Eukaryota; Metazoa; Chordata; Mammalia; Rodentia; Castoridae. The record is from RefSeq and is a predicted model, not a curated record.